This is a messenger RNA of Dinoponera quadriceps, 2819 nucleotides long. It is a transcript of the gene Vps53, whose product is annotated as vacuolar protein sorting-associated protein 53 homolog. The coding region runs from base 193 to 2694 and encodes 833 amino acids. The transcript has 13 exons. NCBI's taxonomy places the organism in Eukaryota, Metazoa, Arthropoda, Insecta, Hymenoptera, Formicidae. Gene Ontology annotation, cellular component: GARP complex. Gene Ontology annotation, biological process: retrograde transport, endosome to Golgi. The record is from RefSeq and is a predicted model, not a curated record.
CGGUCUCGCCGUCGCCGCGUCUACGCAACGCCUAUUACUCGCGUUGGAUAAGCACGCCGCGCCGCGCUCGUGCAAACGUCACUAAACAUGUCACCUGCCUCGUUCUCACCCUGUCACGAUUCGCAUGCAUGAAUCGAACGCUGUAACGCGACGCUCGUGUGAAAUUACGAGUUCGUGUUCGCUGGCAGCAUAAUGGAAAACCACGAGGAGGACGAUUUGGAAGAGCUGCGCUCUAGGGUUUAUACAUUCCCACAGAACGUGCAGAAUGUGAUCGAGCAGGUCUUGCCUAGUAACGAUCCAUUAGACCAAUCUAAUUUCAAUGUGGUGGACUAUAUAAACUCUUUAUUUCCUACUGAACAGUCUUUGUCGAACAUUGAUGAUGUAGUGAAUAAAAUGGAAUUUCAAAUACAUACAAUUGACAAAGAGAUACGAUCAGUGGUACGUGGCCAAACAAACGUAGGUCAGGAUGGUAGAGCAGCAUUGGAAGACGCGCAAAAGGUGAUAAGGCAGUUAUUUGUCCACAUAAAGGACAUUAAAGAUAAAGCUGAACAGUCCGAGGAAGUGGUUAAGGAAAUUACAAGAGAUAUUAAGCAAUUAGAUUUCGCUAAGAGAAAUCUUACCGCUUCAAUUACAGCUCUGAAUCAUUUGCACAUGCUUGUGGAAGGAGUAGACACUUUAAAAGUAUUAACGCAAAAAAAACUAUACGGAGAUAUUAUCAUGCCACUGCAAGCAGUAAUGGAAGUGAUGCAACAUUUUCACAAUUACAUGGACAUACCACAGGUGAAGAUGUUAUCUGAUCAGGUACGUCAAAUUCAUGUGGAGUUGGCCCAGCAGAUUACAGCGGAUUUCAAACAGGCUUUCUCAGGCCAGAAUCCAAAGCACUUUAAUCAAUUAACAGAAGGCUGCUUAGUGUUAUCAGCAUUAGAUCCUAAAGUGAAGAAGGAUUUGCUCGUCUGGUUUGUAAAUAUUCAAUUGCAAGAAUACGCACAUCUGUUCGAUGAGAAUCAAGACUUCGCGUGGUUGGACAAGAUAGAUCGGAGAUACGCGUGGAUUAAGAAACACUUGCUGGACUUCGAGUCGAAGUUCGGCACUAUUUUUCCCCAAGAUUGGGAGGUCUCCGAGCGAAUAGCGGUGCAAUUCUGCCAUGUUACGCGCGAGGACCUCGCUAAACUGAUGAACAAGAGGCGUGGUGAAAUAGACGUUAAGUUAUUGCUUUACGCGAUUCAGAGGACCAGUAAUUUUGAGUCGUUGUUGGCGAAACGUUUUGUCGGCAGUACUUUGGAGACUACCGAUGCUAAGAGUGCGACGAUCAGUAAUGACACGACCGACAAAGUCCCGGGAAAUCCUUUCGAAGAAAAUGAACAGGUUGAAGAUGAAAAGCCGAAGCCGUCUCCGUUUGCGAAUCUUAUAGGGAAGUGUUUCGAGCCAUACCUAAAUAUUUAUAUAGAAAGUUUGGAUCGCAAUUUGGCAGAUCUGAUGGACAAGUUCGUUUCCGACGCCAAAACGCAACCGCCAGGCGCUAAAGAAUUUGACGGUAUCGAAGGCCCUAGCAGUGUUUUGAGCUCGUGCGCUGAUCUGUUUGUGUUUUACAAGAAGUGCAUGCUGCAGUGCACGCAAUUGAGCACCGGUAUUAUUAUGUUGAGUCUCGCCGAAACUUUUCAAAAAUACCUGCGAGAAUACGCACACAAAAUCUUGCAAAAUAAUUUACCCAAAAUCGCAGGUAGUGUGGGAAUCGGCACGAGUAUGAGCAACAUCACUCGUGAUUUUCGCGAUCUCUCCACGUCAGGUUUUAUCCAGAACUUUCAGAGUUUUUUGAAAGAGGGAGAAACUGCCAGACUCAACAAAGAGGAACAAUCUCGUAUAUGCUGUAUCUUAACGACAGCGGAAUAUUGUCUGGAAACGACGCAGCAAUUGGAGGAGAAGCUACGUGAAAAGACGGAUAAAUGUUACUCCGGGAAAAUUAAUUUGUCUCAGGAACAGGAUAUUUUUAACGACGUGAUAAAAAACUGUAUUCAAUCGCUGGUCCAAGAUUUAGAAACAGCUUGCGACUCUGCUUUGACUGUAAUGACCAAGGUGCAGUGGAGCUCUGUGGAAGUUGUAGGCGAUCAAAGUAAUUACGUUAAUACUAUAAUAGCGCAUCUUCGACAGACAAUACCUACUAUACGAGACAGGCUGUCUUCUUGUAGGAAAUAUUUCACGCAGCUUUGUGUUAAGUUUGCCAGCUCUUUUAUACCAAAAUUAGUACAACAGUUGUUUAAAUGCAAACCGUUGAACACUGUCGGCGCAGAACAAUUGUUAUUAGACGUUCAUAUGUUAAAAACAGCUUUGCUGGAUCUUCCAUCGACAGGUUAUCAAGUACAAAGGAAAGCACCAUUAGCGUAUGCAAAGGUUGUAAUCAAAGGAAUGGCGAAAGCUGAAAUGAUAUUAAAAAUCGUAAUGUCCCCGAUCGAAUCUCCAAGUGACUAUGUAAAACAGUGUAGAAUGCGCUUACCGGAUUUACCAUUUUCGGAAUUCCAAAAAAUUUUGGACAUGAAGGGAUUAAAAAAAACCGAACUGGUUCCAUUGCUCGAGCAAUUCAAGCAGCUUGAAAACGCGGAUGCCAUGCAUGCUGCUAAGAGUCAUAUCGCACAUGAUAGUCCCGAACAUGAAGCUGUCAGUAUCAAGAGGUUAGAAAGGCUCAUUAAGAAAAUUUGAAAAUAUAAACUCAGAAUAUUUAUAAUUGUAUAUAUCUAAAAACAAGAAAUUCUCUUUUACUUUAAAUUGAAAUAAUAUAAACUCUCUUUAUACAUAUAUAUAAUAUGCAGAAUAGAAAUAUGUGA